GGGCGGAGCCUACAGCGGCUGAAGCCGCGGCAGUGGCGCGGGCCGCGACCCAGACAUCUGGGACUGUUGUUGUUUUCGCGGCGGGACUGCCUCAGUCAGUUCCCCCAGAAACCGGGAGCUGGUCUGGUCGGUAGCGGACGGCGGUAUUCCCUAGUCUGGCGCUUCCCCGAAGCUGCGGCCAGAGCUGGAGCAAAUACCCGGCGGUUGGUCUCCGAUGCCCUUCAGUGAAGAGGGGGUGUCUGGAUCCUGGUGAGCGCACCUCAGGUACCCCCAACUCGGUGUCUUCGCCAGCCUCCCAGGCCUGCGCACCCCAAUUUGGCUGCCAUGGCUGAAAACGCAGAGGGGGACCUGAAUUCCAACCUGCUUCACGCCCCCUAUCACACUGGGGACCCUCAGCUAGACAAAGCUAUCGGACAGUGGCUCCGCUGGGAUAAGAAUCCCAAAACGAAAGAGCAAAUUGAAAAUCUGUUACGGAAUGGAAUGAACAAGGAACUACGAGAUCGUCUUUGCUGUCGAAUGACUUUCGGGACUGCAGGACUUCGUUCUGCCAUGGGGGCAGGGUUUUGCUAUAUUAAUGACCUUACAGUAAUACAGUCAACACAGGGGGUGUACAAAUACCUUGAGAGAUGUUUCUCAGACUUCAAGCAGAGAGGCUUUGUUGUUGGAUAUGACACCCGGGGUCAAGUAACUAGCAGUUGCAGCAGCCAGAGGCUUGCUAAGCUCACUGCUGCAGUCUUGCUGGCUAAAGAAGUUCCUGUGUAUCUUUUUUCAAGAUAUGUUCCUACACCUUUUGUGCCAUAUGCAGUCAAGGAGCUCAAAGCAGUUGCAGGAGUGAUGAUUACUGCAUCUCAUAACCGCAAGGAAGACAAUGGAUACAAGGUUUAUUGGGAAACUGGUGCGCAAAUCACAUCUCCACAUGAUAAGGAAAUUCUGAAAUGUAUAGAAGAAUGUGUGGAGCCCUGGAAUGGCUCCUGGAAUGAUAAUCUAGUGGAUACCAGCCCACUGAAGAAAGACCCUCUGCAGGACAUUUGCAAGAGAUACAUGGAAGAUUUGAAAAAGAUCUGUUUUCACAGGGUAUUAAACUCAAAGACUACCUUGAAAUUUGUUCAUACCUCUUUUCAUGGGGUUGGACAUGACUACGUGCAGUUGGCUUUUCAAGUAUUUGGUUUUAAGCCUCCAAUUCCAGUACCAGAACAAAAAGAUCCUGAUCCAGACUUCUCUACCGUUAAAUGCCCAAAUCCUGAAGAAGGAGAAUCUGUGCUGGAACUUUCUCUGAGACUGGCAGAGAAAGAAAAUGCUCGGAUUGUGCUAGCCACAGAUCCUGACGCAGACAGACUGGCAGUGGCAGAACUGCAGGAAAAUGGACAUUGGAAAGUUUUCACAGGCAAUGAAUUGGCAGCUUUGUUUGGAUGGUGGAUGUUUGAUUGCUGGAAGAAAAAGGAAUCAAGAAAUGCUGAUAUGAAGGAUGUUUAUAUGUUAGCCACCACAGUCUCUUCUAAAAUUUUGAAGGCAAUUGCACUUAAAGAAGGAUUUCAUUUUGAAGAAACACUACCAGGUUUUAAGUGGAUUGGAAGUAGGAUAAAAUAUCUCCUGGAAAGUGGGAAAGAAGUCCUUUUUGCAUUUGAAGAGUCUAUUGGCUUUCUGUGUGGAACUUCAGUUUUGGAUAAAGAUGGGGUGAGUGCAGCUGUUGUUGUGGCUGAGAUGGCAUCUUACCUUGAAACCAUGAACAUAACAUUGAAACAGCAACUGAUAAAGGUUUAUGAAAAAUAUGGUUAUCAUAUCACAAAAACUUCAUAUUUCUUGUGUUAUGAUCCACCUACCAUCAAAAGUAUAUUUGAAAGACUUCGCAAUUUUGAUGCUCCAAAAGAAUAUCCAAAAUUCUGUGGGACGUUUGCUGUGCUGCAUGUACGGGACAUUACCACUGGAUAUGACAGCAGCCAGCCUAAUAAGAAAUCAGUGCUGCCUGUGAGUAAAAACAGUCAAAUGAUUACAUUUACUUUUCAAAAUGGCUGUGUUGCUACUCUUCGGACAAGUGGGACAGAACCAAAGAUAAAGUAUUAUGCAGAGAUGUGCGCAUCACCUGACCAGAGUAACAUUGCCUUACUGGAAGAAGAACUGAAGGAACUCAUUGAAGCUCUGAUUGAGAAUUUUCUGGAGCCCAGUAAGAAUGGACUGAUCUGGCGUUCUGUUUAGGUGCACUCUAGUACAUCAUUAUUUUGUACCGGCACAGGUCAACAGAACAACCAAGAACUCUAUGCGUUGAACCUCCUGUUAGUGUUCUCUCUCUCUCAUCUGGUCAAGUAACUUUUUCCUUUUUUUUUUUUCCUUUCUUUUUGGUCAGCUGACUAAACCUACUAUAUAAAUUUGAAAUGAAAUGGUGUAGAGAGAAAUGAUUCAAAUUUUUUCAUACUCUGGAACAAAAGUCAUUACAUUAAAAGUAUUACAAUAACGUCACUCUUCCUUUAACAGAAAUAUAACAAUACAGAAGUUAGUUUUCUUUAUUAAAGUCUGAAUAAGCUUAGUUCUGUAUUCUUGUAAUUGUGUAUAACACUUUAAAUAAAAGAAGUUAAAUGUUAUAUAAUUGUAGCGUUAGUGAAGGAAAUUAAUCUAUAAAAUUAGUGAGAAAAUGGCACUGCUUCCAAUUCACUAUGGUAAAGUGUCAUUGUUAGAUCACAGGUUUUAAUGUACAAAGUUGAAUAUUUAAAAUAGAGUAUUUAGAAUUUCUAGUUUAGACAGAUGUUACAAUAUGUGGUUUCAGCACCUCUGUUUCAAGUGCUCUUGGUGCCGUAUGUAUGUAUGUGUUUAAAAUUCUAAUGUUUACUGAACAUAAAACAAUAGUGGCAACAUUCCUAGUGGCUUCGUUCUUGUCAAAAUUCUCAGUGCCUUCCCAUCAUCUGGUAUGAACUGAAACAGUGUCCCUGAAUUGAAUAUAAUUUAAUCAGUUCAUUUUCAGCCAGUUAAGGAAAAUCUUCCAAACUGUGUAGGUGCUUCCCCUCUAUAUCAAAUGGGUUUGCUGGUUUAAAAAUCUUAUUAAUGUAAAUAAAGAUCUUAUAAAAGUAGGUUUAAUGUAACAGUAGUUAGGGAUCUUUGUAUUAGAAUUGUCAGAUUUCGUAACCUUUAAGAACAGAAAAAAUCUGAACUGAGAAAUGAGCUCUGAAUUUAUUUAGAAGUCUAACUUUUGAAUUGCAUGUUUAAGUAGAUUUUUUCCUUUAUCUGAUGAAGUAAUGAAAAUUUUACUAAAAAAUAAAACAUCCAGUGUUUAAGUAUUAUGAAAUAGGUAAAACUACAUGUUUUAAAACUGAGGUCAAGGUUAUUCUAACAUCUUGCUGGUUUCUGUGGAAUUUCUGAAUCACAUGACUACUGUUUAUCUAUUUUAAUGUGGAAGAUACUUUUUUGGAAGAUCACUGUUGGUUGAUUCUUAGUCUUCUCAAAAAGACUUAUUAGAGAAGUGCUGUUUAAUCUUCUUGAAGUGUAUUCUGUCCUAUAGCUCACAGCAUACUUACACACAUGCACUAUACUUAAGAAGCAACAGUAACAAGACCUUUGAUGUAAUCAAACUAAAUGAAUUGUCUAUAGGAGAUAGCACUGGUAUUAGAGAAUUUAUUUCCUAAAAACAUUAUUUAAUAUUAAGUUUGAAUUGAUUAGAAUGCUCGCUAAAUCGUGGUUUGGUUUGCUGCGGCUGUCAACUAAUAUUUGGUUGAGUUCAUAUAAUCCAAAUAUAGUUUUCAAAUUAUUGUAUUGCCACUAUUGUUAAUUUGUUCCUUCUAAACUUUCUUAUAGCUGGAUCUUGUAUGACUAUAGAUAAUAGACAGCUAGCUAAAUGUAGAGCACCAUUUUCUGAAUGAGUUUGUUUUCAAAGGCUUUUCCCUAAAGAAGAAAUGCAUAGAAUUUUUUGGUUUAUUUGCUUUUAAGAAUGUAUAUUAUAAUUUAGGAAAUGGCUUGUAUUCUACAAAGUGGUGUGAACAAUGCUAUAUAUAGGAAAAAUAUGUAUAUUUGUUUUUAGUAUCUGUAUUUCAUUAACUGCAGAACAGAAUGGAGUGAAAAUAAUAGAACCGCCCAUUCACAAUCACUGAAGCCAUGUCAUGAUUUUCAUUCUAUUAGGAAUAGUUUUUUGAGUGCUGUAACAUAAAGCAACAUUUGAGUCAUCUUAAUUGAGGUGAAAAGCUUGGAUUCUUAUUUCAAAAAUUUUAAAUUACAAAGUUAAUAUUAACAAAAUUUUACAGAUGUCUCCGAAGUGUAGAGAUUGAGGGAAUUACUUGAUUCCAGCCAAUCAUUUGAGUCUGUCUGAGCAUGAUACUUAACAUGAACUUGACAUAGUAGGUGCACACUUGUCUAACAACUAAAUUUAGUGAUGACCCACGCCAGCCAGGAGAGACAUAAGUGCUGGCCGGUAAAUAGAACCCUCAGGCCCUGCCUUGUUUAUCCUUUCCUUUCAUGAACAAUAUCCUUUUCUUUCUCACUGAGUGUGUAGCUCAAAACUGGGAUUUUUUUAGAGCUUUGGGGAAAGGAAAGUAUUAAUGGGACAAUAUCAAGCAUAAAUUGGAAAUGAACAGUAGAAAUAAACAGUAGAAAGGUCAAUAUGGCAGCGCAGAAAAUGCUUUUUAUGAAGGGCAAACCUAUCACCCAAAAAAUAGGGGAUAAACUGACUGUGUGCAAGUCAUUGACUUGUGUUUAUUUGUUAUGAUAUGCAAAUAGUGAACCCAUUGUUCCCCUUUAUUAGCGAUCAUUAAAAACAGGCCAAGUUUUAGGAGGUGAAAAAAGUAUUGCUACCAUAUUGUGUUUUAGGAUCAAUGAAAACUCGGGAAAGGAUAUAGCAAAAAUAAAAAGGAAUAAACUAUAGAUGGGAAAAUAAAACCUUUGAGCAAAAGCUCAAGGAAUCAAAAUCAUUCAAUUCUGAAGAGGAAAAAGCUGUUGAGAUAGUAUAAUGAGUCUUAAAUUAUUAAUUGAAGCUUUUGUUGAAGGACUCAGUAAGAAGGAAUAUGGUAAACUUCCAUUUCCAGUGAGAGCAGAACAAGGGAAUAUGGAUGUUAAAUAAAGGGCGGGGGGGUGGGGGCAGCAUGAAAAGAUUAAGAAUUAAGAACUUGGACAAGAAUUGUCACAGAGUCUCUUAUUUGAAAUCUUUUUUUAUUUUUACGAGAAUAAAAUUUUUAAAUAUUAAGGGAUAUACUAAAUGGAUUUUUAAGGUUCCUUCUAAUACUUUUUUUAAAACUCAGGUUUGAACAAAGAUAAUGUCAUAAAGAGCACUGAAAAUAACAUUUGGGUUUCACUACAUAUCUAGAAGAAUUUAGCACACAAAAUGUUUUUUUUGUUUGUUGUUUGUUUUGUAUUUUGAGUAGUCAAUGUAUGCGUGCAAUGAAUAAAGACCUACUUGGAUGUUAUUUUUAAUUUAACACGGCAAAUUAAGUGAGACUUGAACGUGAUUUUGUUUGUCGUGAAGAAUGUAUAGCAUUAUAAGACAUUCGGAGUUUCUGUUUUAAAUAUUAUUAUUUGGAUGUAGUAACUUCAGCAGACAGAGAGGCUCUGGGAAAUUGGAUACUUUGGAAUAUCCUGAUAGAGGAAAUUGACCUUCCAUUUCUUAAGCAGGUUGCUUCUGGAAUUGAUAUAACAAAGAUAUUAGCUGGAGUUUAAUGGAUAAAUUGUUCUGUGAACUGCUGCUAUUGAUAUUCCUUUCUGAUGUUUUCCAUUGAUGUUUGUGAUGCUUGAAACAAUCCAAAUUCCGUUUGGAUAAAUUUUAUUUUAUGCCUUUUUUUCUCUACCUCCUUCUUUUCCUAGGCAUCCCCCCACAUUUUUGUUACUGUGAAAAGCUAUUGUCCUGUUACCUCACUGAUAAGAAAUCUUAACUGUAUUCAUUUGGAAUGCUUUAAACUUAUACAUAAACUUUGUUUGUUUAUGGACUGUUGAUUAUUUUGUUAUUUUUGUCAGGAUAUUUAAGACUUAUUGUAAGAAGUAAUUUUCAAAUCUAUUUCAUAACCUGUUUUCAUCUGUCUGGAUAGUACUAUAUGUUAAUUUAUCAUUGCCUUUUACAAUUCACUUAUUUUCUGAGAUUUUUCUAGAAACUGAUGAGGAAACAAUUAACUGAAAUGAAUGGUCAAUUGAUCUAGCAUUUUAUUUCAGGUUUCCUUGUACUUUGGGCAUCCAAAGGACAAGAUUUGAGGAAAUCUUUUCCCAUUUUUACUGAAAGCAUCUUACUGUAAGCCAUAAAAAAAUCUAAAGAGAAUCACUCAAUGUCUGACUCUACACAGCAUGUCUUUAGUUCUAGUUGGAAACAAAGUUAAGGGAGAGUCUUUAAUGUUGACUGUUGCUUACUUAAAAAUAUUUCCCAUUCGUUAUAUUCAUUGUCAUCUUCCUUCUUCCCUGUUAAUUCAAGACUAUGUACUUAAAAGAGAGAACCUACAAGGAUGGGUAAGAUGUCCAAUUUUGGGGGAAGUAACAUAUCUAAAGUUUACUGCUCAAAUUUCUCCACCACAUAACCCUAAAGAAGAGGAGUAUGAAUGGGGGGAGGGGAACCUGAGAGCAAAAGCAGAAGCCCUGCCCUCUAACAGAAAAUUUCAUGGGUUACCUUAAAUAUGUAGGCGAAUUUUGCAUUCUCCAUGAUAAAACUUUUUCAUAUAAAAAUGAUCCCUUCCAAUCCUCACUAAACCUGGUGCUGCCUAAAUAAGCACCAAGUUCAUUAUGUGGCCUCUAUGUUUUCCUUCAGGUUGACCUCUCUUCCAUUUCCUGUAUACCCCUGAGAGUACACAAACUGACUCUACUAUGAGAAAUACAAACAUAGAGCACAUCUAGGAUAUUCCCUGCUCUUUAAGAGCUUCCAUUCUAAAGUAUAAUGCCAAAUUAAACUGACCCGCAACAAUUAUGUUACCAUCGAACCUUAUAAUAGUCUGAGAUGUCGGCCAGUUGGUUCUCUUCAAUGCUUUGGCAUUCCUUGACUAAGAAAGAAUUCCUGACUAUCAGCCCCCUGAGAGCAGGGAUUGUGGUUUAUUAUUGUUCAUAUGCACACUACCUAGUUCAGUACCUGAUAGAGAGUGCUUCAUUGGUGAUAAUGGGAAUUAAGGAAUUUUAUUUUGAAGAAGCAAAUUGUUUAGGAAGCUGUUACUCAAAAACAGUCUAAUUUUCUAAUUCAGUUUUUAAAAGAAUGACUCUCAGUACUGAAAUUCAUUAUAUGAUGUUUAUUAAGCACACGCACAUCCUUAAAUAAUCAGUUUCGUUGGAGAAAGCAGAGCAUAUUUCUAUUUGGCAAUUAUAUAUAAUGCCUAAUAUUUUACACUAAAAGCAAGGUGUUGACCAAGAAGACUAGGAAACAGUGUCUAUGAAGAAGACUUAAUAUCACCAGUAUAAGUGCCAUUUUGAGGCUACUAGUACAACCUUCAAAGUUAGUCAUAACUAAUUUGAUACUAUUUGGUUUAUUUUUGUCCAAGUUUUGGGUUUUAUGGUGUACAAGAUCCACUCAAGCAAGAGUCUGCACCUUACAUGGUAAGGCCUUCUUGUUUUAGUCUAGAAUAAACUUUGUAUCCUUCAAUGAGUAUGCCAGAUAAAAUAUAAGCAGUUAAGAGUGAAUUGUUUUUCUGGCUAAGUGCGUAGCAGUAGUUAAGAAUUGUGCCCUUAUUUUAACAAUUUCUGUCAAUGUCUUAUUUUUCUUUACGAAAACACAAGGGUGUAUUAUAAGUAUGCCUGUGAGAAUUUCCACUUAAAGUAUUUGUUUGUGAAUAUCUUGUGGUUUUAGCCAAAUGAAGUAUUAUCAGUAAUAAACAGGUCUCCAUAGGCA
This is a messenger RNA of Choloepus didactylus (southern two-toed sloth), 7762 nucleotides long. RefSeq names its product phosphoglucomutase 2 like 1 (gene PGM2L1). Lineage: Eukaryota; Metazoa; Chordata; Mammalia; Pilosa; Megalonychidae. The coding region runs from base 325 to 2193 and encodes 622 amino acids. The record is from RefSeq and is a predicted model, not a curated record. Gene Ontology annotation, biological process: carbohydrate metabolic process. Gene Ontology annotation, molecular function: intramolecular phosphotransferase activity; glucose-1,6-bisphosphate synthase activity. The transcript is spliced from 14 exons.